This is a messenger RNA of Cyphellophora attinorum, 2814 nucleotides long. RefSeq names its product Ubp5-interacting protein. NCBI's taxonomy places the organism in Eukaryota, Fungi, Ascomycota, Eurotiomycetes, Chaetothyriales, Cyphellophoraceae. The coding region runs from base 1 to 2814 and encodes 937 amino acids. The record is from RefSeq and is a predicted model, not a curated record. Gene Ontology annotation, cellular component: membrane; Golgi medial cisterna; Golgi trans cisterna. The transcript is spliced from 2 exons.
AUGGGAGCCUCCGAGUCCAAGCUGGUCUUCAAGCAAGGCAUCUUCCGCCUAUCAGAGGACCAAAACAUCGCAGCCAACGACCCUUACUGGACAGGCUUCUGGGAACUCCCUGAAUCCGCAGAAGAUGUCUUCAGUCUCUUCUCCGGCGCCGACAUACGUAGAACGCGUGAUGCGUCAAUAUCGAACCUUGAAACCCUCUUACUCGCCGUCACCUCACGGCUGAAUGCGCUCAAGAACCACCCUUCGUUUCCAGACCCAGAACUCGCACCAGAUCGGCAUGUGCUGAAUUGUAUACGCGUCUUGACGCGGGUGCUGCCAUAUGUAUACGAGUCAGAUCAGCUUAGUGAGUGGGAGGAGAGGUUCUUCUGGACUGGUCGGAGACGAAAGACGAGGAAGGCCCAGCUGGCUGGCGAGGUGUUGUUCGAUGAGUCUCACGAUGGAGAUGAUGUUCAGAUCCCAUCUGAGGACGACUACGAAGACGCGAAGCCCCUCGCCGAAGAGCUGAUCGACAAUUUACUCGACCUCCUGUUCACCGUCGGCUUCACAAUCCCCCAUAUCCCGCAGGCGAAGAGCAAAGUCACGUAUGCAAUAUGGCAGAGUGGUGUAGGAUCCAAGACAUCGAUUGGCUCCAAUAAAGAGCUGGAGAGCAAUCGAUGUGAGGUCUUGAGGCUGCUCCUGACCCUGACGAGCAAGUCGAUGUAUGUGCCCUCGACAGAGUUGCCCGUCAAAGGUGUCAAGGCUAUCACAUAUCUCGCGACCUGCCCGGACAAGCAGGUGGUCUUGUCAGUGCUGUGCUCGCUACUCAAUACUACUAUCAAGUACAAUGCAGCGUCAUGGCGGUUACCCUACGACCAUGUGGUCUGGAAGGACUCGAAACAGGCUUUGGUGGUCUACAGCAUUCAAUUCCUCCUCGUUCUACUGCUAUACCCAAUCCCAGAAGAUGGCAGAGGAGCAGCACCAAGGAAUUUCUACCGACACUUCAUGGGCCGAUUACAUCGUCCAGAAGACUUCCAAUUUUUAGCAGAGGGCAUAGGUCGAGUGCUUAGCCAGCCGAUGCAGACCACGACAUCAUACAUACCAGGAUCACAAAGGAACGUCAAAUGGGCGCCAGAGAUGAUCAUACUUUUCUGGGAGCUGUUACAGUGCAACAAACACUUCCGGACUUUCAUUCUUCAGUCCAACAGAGCACACGACUUUGUGGUACUCAUGCUAUACUAUGCCAUCGAGAACAAGACGGACUCUUCCCAGCAGGGCCUGGUCAGAAUGUGCAUCUUCGUGUUGCAGACCAUGAGCGUUGAGCCUGCGUUCGGGAAGAAUUUGAACAAGAAGUUCGAGAAUCAAGAGACGCUGCCACAAUCGAUACGCAUACCCAAUUUCAGAAGCUCAUACGCGGACUUCCUCAUUAUUUCGAUACACAGCCUCAUCACGGGCAGCAAAGGAAAGCUGGAGGCAAUAUAUCCGGCGCUUUUGGCAGUCAUCAGCAACAUGGCUGCAUAUGCUCAGCAUCUGUCGAUGGUUUCUUGCACGAAGCUGAUGCAGUUACUGACAUCCAUGUCGACACCGAGCUUUCUGCUCGCGAACGAGAGCAAUCAUGCAUUGUUGCAGUCGCUGCUCGAGGCGAUCAACACGAUCAUUGAGCAUCAGUAUGCCGAGAAUCCAAAUCUGAUCUACUCGGUCCUCCGGGCAAGGAAACGGAUAGAAGCCUUAAGGAACUUCACCAUCGAUGGUGGACAGCAAGACUUUGAGAAUGCGGAGCGGAACAAGAAAGACGGCACAGUGGUCUCGAGUAGCGCAGUAAUGAGUCCGACACCAUCAACGACAUCACAGCGUAGCGUACCCGCAGCCGUCGAUGAAGAGACCUUCGCUAUUGGCGACUCCUCAGAUUCAGAGCAUGAAGACCAACAGCCCACGCCAUCACAAUCCACCGCCAACAACUCGCGCACACCGUCGAUAGCGUCUCAAGACGAAGUCCCCGUCCAGCUUCGCGGCCUCUCGGAAAAGGCACGUGGCAAGAUGCCAGCCGGCAUACAGACCUUCUCGCGUCAGAAUAGUAUGGGUUCGCUACUCAGUCCAACCACCUCUAGAUCAGGCAGCGGCUGGCGUCCUACACCAGAAUGGCUUCAAUCAUGGCUUGCGGACUUACCACUCAAUACCAUGCUCACGAUUAUCGACGCACUCAGCCCCUCCCUGCCUCCUUCGUCCAGCAACCGACGCGAAAGCACCCACCGCACCUCAUCCGAGUCCCGCUCAGGAGACUUCCCACCAACGCCAAGCAGCACAACCUCUUCCCGUCGCCCCUCACUUCAGCCCGACUCCAAUACGUCUUCACCUCAACGACCACCAUCGUCCCUGACUGACUUCCUGCACUCCCUCCCGCAGACAGCUUCGCACCCACGCAUCAUGCCGAUUCUCAACCACCCCUCACCGAUCCGCGAGUACCUCUUCGAAUGGUCGCCCAUGUCUUUGGGGUGGUACAUGUCGAUCCUAUAUAGUCUGAUCUACACGGCUGAAAUGCAUAUUGCGCCACCGUCCACUACCGCCAAUACUUUGACUGGUACAGGCGGCUCUGCCGGUCCUGUCGGUGUUUGGAACGGGACGAUGGUCAAGCUGUUUGCUGUUGUGGAAGCAGAAGGUAGGCAGGGCCCGACAUUGAGCCAGCCGCGGGGAGCGGUUGACGCGGUGGGAAGUCGUUUGGUGCAGGGGGUGCAGGGACUAGGCAUUGGAGACAGGGUAGGCGGUUGGAUGCGUGGGGCGAGUGGUGGGAAUAAUGGUGAACAGCAGCAGACAAGGGGCACUGGUGUCAGAGAGGUCUGA